AUGUCGGACGAGAAGCCGCCGCAGCUGGUGGACUACUUCGUGGUGGCCGGACUGACGGACACCUCGCGGCCGCUGGAGGAGGAGAACCAGCAGCACCGCGCCGCCCGCCCCAGCGAGCCCAUCACCGACGUGGCCGUCAUCAUCCGCUCGCAGGGCGAGGAGGUGCCCCACGGCUUCACCUGCAUCGAGACCACCACCUCGGGCCAUCCCGUUGACCUCAACGCCGGGCUGCUCAACAACCCCCAGAUGUUCAUAUGCUACAAACGGAGCCGGGACAAACCCCCCCUUAUUGAGCUGGGGGUGCACUAUGAGGGUAAGGACCGCCCGAAGCCGGGCUAUAAAAUCCUGGACACGACACCCUACAGCCGCUCGGCCAACCUCAAUUCGGGGGGGCCGGGACACCAACGCACCUUCCUGACGUACCGGCGGGCGGCCGAACCUCACGGCCACAAUACGCUGGGGGUCACUGACAUCUGCCUCAUCAUGCCCAGCAAAGGCGAGAGCACACCUCACACCUUCUGCCGGGUGGACAAGAACCUCAACACCAGCAUGUGGGGCCCUGCGCUGUUCCUGUGCUACAAGAUCGCCAUGGCCAAGGCCAACACACUGGUCUACGAAGCAGGGCUGCUGGGACGUUACCCCGAGCAGGACAGCGAAUCCUUCCCGCUGCCCGACUCGGUGCCCGUCUUCUGCCUGCCCAUGGGGGCCACCAUCGAGAGCUGGCCGGCCGACACCAAAUACCCGUUGCCCGUCUUCUCCACCUUCGUCCUGACCGGCGCCUCGGGUGACAAGGUGUACGGAGCGGCCAUCCAGUUCCACGAGGCGUUUCCCCGGGAGCGGCUGAUGAUCUUCCCCCUGCGCUGGCAGUGCCCCUACAUCCCGCUGUGCCCGCUGGCGCUGGCUGACGUGCUGUGUGCCCCCGUGCCCUUCAUUGUAGGCAUCCACUCCAGCUACUUCGACCUCUACGAGCCCCCCAGGGACGUUAUCUUCGUCGACUUGGACACCAACACCAUCUUCCAGAGUGAGGAACGCAAACUGCUGUCCCCCCGCUCCCUGCCCCGCCGGCCCUGCAAGGUGCUGCUGGCCUCGCUGCACAGCCUCUCCCAGCAGCUGGAUGAGAGUGACUACGACGGGUUCCCCACCCUGCGCCCCGAACUCCUGGAGCCCCCCAGGGACCCGCUGGUGGCCCAACUGUGCCAGGCCAGGAGCAGUGCCCCCAGCAGCCCGGCCCCGCGCAGGACCAAGCAGGAGAUGAAGGUGGCCCAGCGUGUGGCCCAGAAGUACUCCUCGGUGCCCGACAUGUGGGCUAAGUGCCUGCUGGGGCACUGUUACGGGUUGUGGUUCCUCUAUCUGCCCACCCACGUCCGUGCCGCCCCCGCUAAGCUGCGGGCGCUCCAGCUGGCGUACGAGGUCCUGCGCAAGAUGGAGGCUCACAAAGUGGUGCUGCCGGAUGAGGUCUGCUACCGCAUCCUGAUGCAGCUCUGCGGGCAGUACGGGGAACCGGUGCUGUCGGUGCGGGGGCUGCUGGAGAUGAAGCGCGUCGGCAACGUCCUGCUGUCCAGCUGCUCGCGGUGCCAGGGCUGCGGCGCGCUGGUGUACGACGAGGAGGUGAUGGCCGGCUGGACCUCCGACGACUCCAACCUCAACACCACCUGUCCCUUCUGCGGCCGCUCCUUCGUCCCUUUCCUCAGCAUCGAGAUUCAGGACUUCCAGCUGCCCCCCAGUGCUGCCGAGGAUGGCUCCCUUCCUCCUGCUGCGCAGGGACCGGUGCUCAGCGACCGCCGCCGCUGCCUGGCCCUGGAUGAGGCCGAGCCGGAGCUCUGCAACGGCUACCCGGACACGGUGCCGCGGCGGUCGGAGCGAGUGGCUUUCGCUUACCUGAGCCCGUUGGUGCUGCGGAAAGAACUGGAAAGUUUGGUGGAGAACGAAGGCGGCGAAUUCUUGGCGCAACCGGAGCUGGUGGACAGCCACCCCAUCAUCUACUGGAACCUCGUUUGGUACUUCCAACGCCUGGGGCUGCCCAGCAACCUCCCCCGCCUGCUCCUGGGCUCCCAGCACCCCGGUGCCCACCUGCCUGUCCCGCAGACGCAGCCCACUGACACCCCCUGCGUACGCAUCCGGCUGCUCUGGGACGUCCUGGCCCCUGAACCUGACAGCAGCCCCCCGCUUUACGUCCUCUGGCGGCUUCACACGCUGCGGUUUGCCCGUGCCGAGAGCGGCCUGGCUUCCUCUUCCGACGGCUAA
Molecule: messenger RNA, 2244 nt
Organism: Charadrius vociferus (killdeer)
Lineage: Eukaryota; Metazoa; Chordata; Aves; Charadriiformes; Charadriidae
Product: DENN domain-containing protein 4B-like
Exons: 15
Coding region: 1-2244 (747 amino acids)
Biological process (GO): regulation of Rab protein signal transduction
Cellular component (GO): cytoplasmic vesicle
Source: RefSeq, a predicted model, not a curated record